Messenger RNA from Heterotrigona itama, 2344 nucleotides. NCBI's taxonomy places the organism in Eukaryota, Metazoa, Arthropoda, Insecta, Hymenoptera, Apidae. The record is from the annotation of a GenBank genome assembly.
AUGGUCGAUAUCGUUGUCGGUGAUUGGAUAGAAGAAACAAAAGAUCUCCAAUGUAGCAACUCGGAGAUUUGGAAAGUGUAAGAAUAGUAUAAGCGCACGUCGAAUUAAAUUCUUCGCUCUUCUUCCGACGAUGGUAUAUUGCACUUGCGAGAAGCACGUGCACGCGUUUGGUAAAACGACGCGCGGCUUUCAGGGAACUGUUUAGUUGAAUUGAGAGAAUGCACGCAGGAUUUCCAUGCGUGUCCCAUUAGAUCUGUUCGAUUAAGAGGCGAUCCCCAAGCGGAUCGUAUCGAACGAGAUAAGUUUGUUCGCGUGCGAGCGCAGUUUCACGCGGAAGAUUUAAGGAGCGACUCAACAAGUCUUACGAGCUGGACGAUCGACACGCUGAACUCCAAACGGCGGAAACUUCCAAAUUCGCGCGCUUGCGAACUGCACAUCUCGCAUCGAACGGAUGUUAGACAAAUAAAAAAAAAAGAAGAAGAGGAAAGAGAACGGAAUACGAACGAGGAGCACGAUAAAUCGACGAGUCGAAGAAAAUGUUCGAACGGGGAAGACCAAUUGGUUGUGAAACCUGAUUUACGACAAUCAGCGAUUGGCGGCGUAUUAUUAGUAUUUGGACAAGGCGAUGUUGGACAGCUUGGUUUAGGAGAAGAAAUUAUUGAAAAAACACGUCCAGCAAUUGUUCCUGGAUAUCAAGAUAUUAUAGCUAUAGCAGCUGGUGGUAUGCACAAUGUGUGCCUAAGACAAACUGGAGGUGUAUUAACAUUUGGAUGCAAUGACGAAGGAGCAUUGGGACGAGAUACGUCUAAAGACGGUUCUGAAACUGAACCAGGUUCCGUUGAUUUACCUGGCAAAGCCAUUCAGGUGACAGCUGGGGAUUCUCACAGUGCUGCUUUAUUAGAAGAUGGACAAGUAUUUGCAUGGGGCUCUUUUAGGGAUUCUCAUGGUACUAUGGGUCUGACUUUAAAAGGAAAUGAACGGUUUCCAAUAGAAAUAUUGCCUAAUGUAAAGAUAGUUAAAAUAGCAUCUGGUGCUGAUCAUUUAGUAUUGCUUGAUAAAAAUGGUCAUAUCUACACCUGUGGAUGUGGAGAACAAGGUCAACUAGGACGAGUAGCUGCUAGAGCAGCCAGUAGAAAUACUCGUCAUGGUAUGAGCCCAUUAUUAACUCCUGGUUUAGUUGAAUUUAAAGUUACCAAAAAACUAGAAUUUGAUGACAUUUGGGCUGGAACAUAUUGUACAUUUGCUAAAGAAUAUCAGAAAGGAGAUAUAUAUGUAUUUGGAUUAAAUAAUUAUUAUCAAAUUGGUUUAAAAGAUCCUGUUACUCAUUUUCACCCACAAAUUUCAAAAACCUUUAGUGGAAAGGUAUGGAGACACAUUAGUAGUGGGCAACAUCACACAAUUGCUUUAGAUGAUUCUGGUCAAGUAUAUGUUAUGGGCCGUAAAGAAUAUGGUCGUCUUGGACUUGGAUCUAAUUGUUUUGACGCAAAAGAAUUAACACUAGUUUCUAGUUUAAAUUCCUUUAAGUGUGUUGACAUCGCAGCAGGCAGUGCGCAAUCUUUUGCUGUUACUGAAUUAGGAGAUUUAUAUUCAUGGGGUAUGGGUUCAAGUGGCCAGCUAGGUACAGGAGAAGAAGAAGAUGUUGAAGUACCUACAUUAGUCAAAGGAAAGCAAUUGGAAGGAAAAACAAUAGUACGAGUUGCAGGCGGAGGUCAACAUACACUAGCGUUAGGAACAAUUCACCCUAUGAAAGAAAAAACCGCUGGUUAACAAUAAAUUAAAUUAAAUUGAAAACUGAAGUGUUUCAUACGCGUAUGUGAUAAUAACUUGGACAACGAAAGAAGAAAAAAUUUUCAUUCUCCUUAAACGAAAAUUGCAGUGAAGGAGAAAAUACGAAAACACUUUUCACGGUAAAAUAUACCGUGCUAUUACAUCGAUUAUUGCGAAUAAUUGGAUAUGAAUAUAUAUUUAAAUUUGUACAUAAUUUUUCGUGCUACCAAAAAUAUCAUUUUGUUCAUAAUGAUUAAUAUAUCGACUGAUUUUUUGAUUGCAUUAUUUUUUUUUUACUUGAUUAUGUAUUACGAUGAAAUAAACAUUUUUCUACUUCUGAAUUAUGAUGUUAUUGAAAAUUCCUCUUUUAAAAACAAAACUACAAUGAAAUUGAAAUUGAAUAUUUUAAGUUAUCGUUAUUUCAAGUUUUUAAGUCAUAAUUAUUUAAGUUUAGACAUUUUUAAAUAUCAAAUAAUUUACCAAUCAUACAUACAUUAAUCACAUUGUACAAUUAUAGAAUAAAAUUAUUAUUACAAUUUAUUUUACAGAAAUUACAGAAAAAUUAACGUUUCGAUGA